UGACAUCAGGCUCGUGCUUGGAAUUAAGAAUACUUAAUUACCACUAAAGUCCGGGUGGAUUGAGCGUCAGGACAGUCUGCAGCGCUGACAGCCGGGCAGUUAGUGUGGACAUCUAUUCGAAGAAAAAGCUAUAUUACCGGCAGCAGCAGUAGCAGCAAAUCUUAGGAAGCUCAACAAUAUGGAAGGUAUAAAAAAGAAAAUGGCCAGCCUCCGGGCCGAGGCGGAUUAUGCUGACGACAGAAGGACCGAAGCCGAGGAAAAAUUACGGGAGGCAAAUGCAAAAUUAGAACAGAUGAAACUUGAUAAAAGGGAAGUAACUCGCCUGCGAAGCGAAUUAGAAGCUGCCACGGAUCGUCGUCAAGAUGCUGAAGAAAAAUUGAGACAGAAUAAGUCUCUUCUCGAGGAGAUGCAGACCCAGCUAGAGAAUGCUGAUCGACACAAAGAACGUAUAGAGAAUCAGUCAUCUGAAUUAAACGACUCUCUUGAAGAUUCAAACCGAGAGAAAAUUCGGCUGACACAGGAGCUGGAGAGAGCAACCGAAGAGCUGGAAAAGUUGAGGAGAGAUCUCCUGCGAUCUGAGGAAGAAAAGGAACGAAUCAGUUCCGACUUGGACAAAGCAAAGUACGAGAAUACCAAAAUGAAACAGGAAAUGGAUGCGGCAGCGAAUGAAAUGAUUAGCAAUUAUUAAACGCGGACCGAGAGGAAAAUAUGCCAGCAGAACAGAUUUGAGCUCUACAAUGGCCUAAAAAUUUACAAUCAAAGGGUAUCAAUGUUUUAUUUUAUCUAGAACAUGGCCGUGGAAAAAUACUGAAGGAUAUGCAUCACAUUUCUUUCGUCCAGCCUUCUAAACCACAAAUUUGAGUUUUAUAUUCACUUUUCAAUCAGGAAUUCAGAAGACUUGGUUAAUGUUGCAUGGCUGGCGAAUUUCAGAAUCAUGCAUGUUAAUUACUUGCCAGUGCAAGAGAUCACCGAUCAUGUCGUGUGAAAGAGGACGAAGUGUUGUCACGUUGCUUAAUUUGCUGAUGCAAUCGUAUUGAGCGUUUGAAAAUUAUCGGUGUUUUGAUUGGCUUAAAUUAAUAUCUGUAGAGAAACCAAAGAAUUUAGAUGCCAUUGAUAAAAGACUUUUCUCUGGUUAUUUGGCAGUUGGAUCUCGGAAUAAGACAGUAAAAUCAUUGCCAUAAGUGUUUUUUUUCAUUUAUAAGUUUUCAAAAACAAUCAGCAUGUUCGCUUUUGUUUUU
Messenger RNA from Liolophura sinensis, 1238 nucleotides. RefSeq names its product golgin subfamily A member 6-like protein 25. The record is from RefSeq and is a predicted model, not a curated record. The coding region runs from base 179 to 688 and encodes 169 amino acids. NCBI's taxonomy places the organism in Eukaryota, Metazoa, Mollusca, Polyplacophora, Chitonida, Chitonidae. The transcript is spliced from 4 exons.